AUGAAGUACUUGAAAAUUCAUGAUUUGUUGAGAGACCUUUGCUUGAGAGAAGCUGAAAAGGAGAGGUUUUAUCAUGUGGUAGGGCGACAUAGUCCUCAAGGCAUGUGUAGCCAACGUCGUAUAGUUAUUCCGAUAAACACUUCCAAGAAGGAAGUCCUUGAUGCAAUGAAAUCUACACCAUAUGCUCGUUCCUAUAUAAGUGAUCGUGAAAGUGUUCCACUGUUACCUAAUUUAAAAUUGUUGAGGAUAUUGAAAGUAGAUUCCUAUGAAGAUUAUGCGAAAUCCCUUGGAAAAAUGGUAAAUUUGCGGCUUGUUGAUGUUAAUGAGGUUCGUUCUCAAUUCAGUCCCCCAUGGAGUCUACAGACAUUAAUUGCUCCUUAUCAUAAUGGAACUUUUGAAAUUCGGACCACGCCUCAACUUAGGCAUGUUCAUGUCGGGAAUGGAGAAUUGCACCUCCAAGAUCAUCUGAGUGACAACAUUGUCAUCAUGGAGAAUCUACAAAUCCUCAAAAGAGUAAAGAAUUUCAAGUGUGAUGAGACGAUGGUCCGUAGACUUCCCAAUAUCAAGAAAUUGUUACUGAUUUAUGACGGAACUGAGUCUCGUGAUGAUGAAUAUUGUGUCCACAACAUCGGACGUCUGCAAAAGCUGGAAUCUCUUAGAUGCUAUUGUUAUCCAAGCGAUAGAUUUUUGCGAAAGCUUACCUUUCCACACUCUCUUAAGAGCCUAACUCUUGAAAUGGGUAGGGGCAGGGGUAAGGGUAAGGGUAGAAUGAAAUACAUAUUGGAAAAAAUAAGUACAUUGCCCCUUCUUCAAAAGCUCAAGUUGUCAGGUGGAUAUUUCUCAACAGGCAAAUGGGAAACAGUUGAAGGCCAGUUCCCCAGUCUCAAAUAUUUGUCACUUCGUAUUUGUUACGGAUUGGAAUGCUGGACGAUGGAGAGCUCAUCCCACUUCCCAUGUCUUGAGCACCUUCAUCUUUCUUUUCUGGUUGAUUUGAAGGAGAUUCCAGCAGAACUUGGUGAAAUUCCGACCCUGAAAUUAGUGGAGUUGAAUGGGUGCACAGAAUCAGCGGUGAAGAGUGCAAAGAGAAUGGUAGAGGAACAAGAGGAAUUACAAGGAGAAGAACAACUAUCCUUUAAAGUUACAGUUUGGUACUGGGAUGAGACCGAAGAGAUGCAGAGCUUGGCAAAUCCGAACUUUCAAGUAACCCCUCAUAAAAAGAAGGGCUCUUAUAAGUAUGAAGUUAAGAAUGAUAUCUGUCUUGAAUCAUGGCGUUUUCUACUUUGCUGA
This is a messenger RNA of Salvia hispanica, 1287 nucleotides long. The record is from RefSeq and is a predicted model, not a curated record. NCBI's taxonomy places the organism in Eukaryota, Viridiplantae, Streptophyta, Magnoliopsida, Lamiales, Lamiaceae.